Messenger RNA from Elaeis guineensis (African oil palm), 2309 nucleotides. RefSeq names its product wall-associated receptor kinase 2. Lineage: Eukaryota; Viridiplantae; Streptophyta; Magnoliopsida; Arecales; Arecaceae. Gene Ontology annotation, molecular function: polysaccharide binding; calcium ion binding. The record is from RefSeq and is a predicted model, not a curated record.
AUGGCGUCGGCAUCGGUCAACACACUUCCUCGCUGCCCAGCCACAUGCGGCAACCUUAGCAUCCCCUACCCAUUCGGCAUCGGCUCGGCCUGCUCUAUGGAAGGCUUCGAGAUCACAUGUAAUGAUUCACACACUCCUCCAAAGCCUUUGAUGGGCACCGGCAACAUAGAGUUUGUUGACAUAUCGCUGACUCUAGGCCAAGCUCGUGUGUACAAGCACAUUGGCUUUAAAUGCUACAACGAGACAUCCAUCACACUCGAAGCAGAGCCCUAUAUGGACUUGAGGGGCUCCCCAUUCACGUUCUCAGACACCCGCAACAAAUUCACCGCCGUUGGCUGCCAUACCCUCGCAUACAUGUCAAUGAGCUCGCCGGAAAAGACGUAUGAAACCGGGUGCCUGGCAACAUGCCAUGAUCCAAGUGAUGUUACAAAUGGUUCUUGCUCCGGCAUAGGCUGUUGCCAGAUUCCCAUCCCGAAGGGCCUAAACUAUUACGAACCAAUAUUCGACCGUAAUUUCAAUCAUUCCCAAGUUUACCAGUUCAAUCCUUGCAGCUAUGCCUUCUUGGUGGACGAGGACCGGUACCAAUUCAAUGCCGCUGAUAUUAUAUCGGACAACUUUUUGGAUAGAACUGAGAUGUUAGUGCCGUUGGUGCUGGAUUGGUCAAUUGGAUAUGAGAAAUGCGACGAAGCCAAGCUCAACAAGAGCAGCUAUGCAUGCCGCAGCGAGCACAGUGAUUGUAUCGACUCCUCCAAAGGUCCUGGAUAUGUUUGCAAUUGCUCAAGUGGCUACCACGGCAAUCCCUACCUUUCCAAUGGAUGCCAGGACAUCGACGAGUGUAAACAACUAGACGAGUACCCGUGUUAUGGGAGGUGUGCCAAUGUGGAAGGGAAUUACAGUUGCACGUGCCCAUCAGGGACACGGGGUGAUCCUUACAAAGGGAGUUGCCAACCGAAGUUCCCAUUGUUGUUAAAGUUGGUUGCAGGUAUUAGUGCCGGCAUUAUCUUGAUGCUCGCAAUCAGCGUUUGUAUUUUUAUGGUUCAUCAAGAAAGAAAGCUCGUCAACGCUAAACAGAAUUUCUUUUCGCAAAAUGGAGGCGUGCUUUUGUAUGACAAACUUACAAAGGAAAAGGCUAAUGAUACCUUGAAGAUAUUCAAAGAAGAAGAACUCGAAAAGGCCACAAAUAAAUUUGACAAAAACCUGGAACUUGGGCGAGGAGGGCAGAGCACGGUUUAUGAAGGAAUUUUGGAUGGCAUAGGAAGGGUUGCUGUAAAGAAGGCUAGAGUAAUUGAUGAGAGCCGAAAGGAAGAAUUCAUAAAUGAGAUUUUCAUACUUUCUCGGAUCAACCAUACGCAUGUGGUUAAGCUUUUGGGUUGCUGCUUGGAGGUGGAAGUUCCCAUUUUGGUAUACGAAUAUGUGCCUAAUGGAACCCUUGCACAUCAUAUACAUCCAAAGAACGGAAUUCACCCACUCCCCCUGGAUACUCGCCUUCGGAUUGCCGCUGAAUCUGCAGAAGCUCUUGCCUAUUUGCACUCUUCUGCUUCACCUCCAAUCCUUCAUGGAGAUGUCAAGUCUUCGAACAUACUUUUAGAUGACAAUUACCAUGCAAAGGUGUCGGAUUUUGGAGCUUCCAUGUUCGUGCCAAAGGAUGAAACUCAGUUUGCUACACUAGUUCAAGGGACUUGUGGUUACUUGGAUCCCGAAUACCUACAAACGUGCCAAUUAACCGAUAAAAGUGAUGUUUAUAGUUUCGGUGUAGUCCUUUUGGAGCUUCUCACUGGAAGGAAGGCAAUUUAUUUUGAAGGAUCUGAUGAACAAAAGAGCCUCUCAUCAAGCUUUUUAUCCGCCAUGAAGGAGGAUCGACUUCUACAGCUUUUGGACAGUCACAUUAAAAAUGAAGAGGAUAUGGAGGUGAUAGGAGAAAUUGCUGAGCUAGCAAGACAAUGCCUCAAUGUUAGGGGUGAAGAUAGGCCUUCAAUGAAGGAGGUGGCUGAUGAUCUAGAUCGGUUAAGAAAAUUCAAACGGCAUCCUUUUUUACAACAUAAUUCUGAAGAGAUUGAGAACUUGCUUGGUCAGCCAUCAAGCUACACUGAAAAUGAAAUCUCUGGGUACUAUAGUAUCGAAACAAAAGCAGCGCUGGAUAUAGAAUGCGGAAGAUGAUCUUUUUGUUUUUUCCUGUCUUUUGAAAAAGAGUUGGAGGAUGAUCAUAUUGUAUGAAACAAUAUAAGUUUCUACCCCCAUGCAUUAGAACUAUGAUGCUCGUUUAUAUGUACUUGUGCAUCUGUGAGAUGCAGUAUUUUUAGUUUUUGAAA